AUGUCCAUAUCUGGAUUAAAGUUAUUUGACUGCAUUCAUUUAAAUGCAGUGCAAAUGAUUCCAUUAUUUAUUUUAAAUGAAGGAAAACCUACAUCUGUUUUGCUUCCGAAGUUAUGUUGGAAAAACUCUGAUCUUAAAACGUUAACCGAGAAGCUGUAUGAGAUCAGCACUAGUGUGGGAUACGGGAUUCAACCAAAUAGAAGCGAUUACUUUGUCCACAGCGUACUGUUCAUUGCAGAUCUUUCUUGUUCUAAAACUUCCGAAUUUCUGAACAAGGCCAGCAAGCAAGGUUAUUUCAAAUCGCCUUAUAGAUGGCUAUUACUGGACCAAAAUGGAAAUUCCGAUUUGCGCAUUUUAAACGAUUUAGACAUGCCCAUCAACAGCGAUGUUGUUGUAGCGAAGAUGAUUGACCCAAACCAGUUUUUAUUUAUUGAAGCAUACAAAAUAUCAGAAACAUCACACGUUAUUUUUUCGACCCGAGGGACGUGGCUCGCUUCCAAAAUGAAAUUGAGCGAUAAUUUUAAUAAUUCUUUAAUAAGUUAUGGACAUAAUGAUUCAUAUAACGCAGUUGCUAAAAAUAUUAAACUGGGAGUUAUAAAGUACUAUACAGAGGAGAAGAUAUUGUCUCGCAGAAGACGUAAUAUGCAAAAACAACCUCUAACGAUGGCUAAUGUCAUAACGGAUAGCAAUGAGACUAGAAAACAUUUGGACGAUAGACUAUAUCUUCAUCAAGACUCUAUAACCAAGAUGAGUUACAUGGUCGUAAAGAUAUGCUUUGAAAUGUUAAACGCAACGGAAAAACUACUGUUUACACACACUUGGGGUUAUAAGGACAAGAACGGUAACUGGCAAGGAAUUGUCGAUCAUCUCUUGAAGAAAGAAGCAGAUCUAGGUACCCUCACAAUUUUCACCCAAGAACGUAUGAAGGUCAUCGACUACAUAGCCAUGGUGGGGUCUACGGCUGUUCGUUUUGUAUUCAGAGAACCUCCCCUAGCACUCCUGCAGAAUAUCUUCACCCUUCCAUUCACUGGCGCGGUGUGGGUCGCGAUCUUUGUGUGUGUUUUGAGUUGUGCUCUCUUUUUGUAUAUCACUUCGAAGUGGGAAGCUACUGUUGGUAUGCAUCCAAUGCAGCUAAAUGGUUCCUGGGCAGAUGUUUUGAUAUUGAUAAUUGGAGCUGUCCUUCAACAGGGAUGCACUUUAGAGCCAAGAUAUGCAGCAGGUAGAUGUGUCACGCUCCUUCUGUUCUUAGCCCUAACAAUCCUUUACUCAGCCUACUGUGCGAACAUUGUGGUACUACUCCGAGCACCGAGCUCGUCAGUCAGAAGCCUUCCGGAUUUGCUUAACUCCCCUCUGAAACUUGGUGCCAGCGACUUUGAAUACAAUCGGUAUUUCUUUAAGAAACUGAAUGAUCCAAUCAGAAAAGCAAUCUAUGACAAGAAGAUAGCUCCCAAAGGGAAGAAACCUAACUUCUACAGCAUGAAGGAAGGCGUGGAGAAAAUUAGAAAGGGUCUUUUCGCAUUUCACAUGGAAUUGAACCCAGGGUACAGGCUGAUACAGGAAACCUACCAAGAGGAAGAAAAGUGCGACCUGGUUGAAAUUGAUUACAUUAACGAAAUUGAUCCGUGGGUGCCCGGUCAAAAGAGAUCCCCGUAUAAGGACUUAUUUAAAAUCAACUUCAUCAAAAUCCGCGAAACUGGCAUCCAAUCGAACAUCCACCAUCGCCUACAUGUAGGCAAGCCUCGUUGCUCCGGUUCGAUCUCUGCUUUCAGCAGUGUUGGCAUUACUGACAUGUAUCCAGCUAUAAUAGCCACGCUGUAUGGGAUGCUGCUAGCCCCUGCUGUGCUUGUCCUUGAGAUCAUGUAUAAGAGAUUGAUGGUGGUAAGGCAGAAUAAAUUAGCAAAAAGCAUAGAGUUUUCAACAUAA
Messenger RNA from Zerene cesonia (dogface butterfly), 1923 nucleotides. RefSeq names its product ionotropic receptor 75a-like. Gene Ontology annotation, molecular function: ligand-gated monoatomic ion channel activity. The coding region runs from base 1 to 1923 and encodes 640 amino acids. The transcript is spliced from 12 exons. Gene Ontology annotation, cellular component: membrane. Lineage: Eukaryota; Metazoa; Arthropoda; Insecta; Lepidoptera; Pieridae. The record is from RefSeq and is a predicted model, not a curated record.